CAUGUGAUGCUUGGAACGAAUUUACAGAUAUUACGACUACACUCCCAUUCAUGCGGGCGAUGCAAAAUCCAGUCACUCGACCAUCAACACCAAUAGCCGAAACACCAGACCAACAUGAAAUCAUUGAUACCCAAGCAGCACUCUUUCUCAGCUGUGGUAACGUCAUUCUCCUCGAUCUCCUCGCGAUACAUAUGGUACGCUCAGAGGAUUCGAGCACGAUCAUAUCAUAUCAUCCAAGCUCUAGUUUCCGCCGUCCUUCCCCAAAGAAGCUACACUCCCUUGUCUACCAAAUCUUCGCCCAAUCUGAGGACCCGACAUUUUUGUUCCUAGCAAUCUUGUGGUAUGCUCUCUAUGCAUGGGACCAGGCAUUUGAGUCGCUAUACACUCAUAUCAAUUGGCUGGUGCAUCGCAGAAUAAUCAACGUUUGUUGUUUUAGUUGAUUAUCAACACCAUUCAGGAAUCCCAAGUGCUGUUAACUAAUAACAUCGAUCUGACUCGUAAACUUCACAUCAUACAAGCACACCUCCUACACUACCAGUCGCUUCUCCAAGACUUCCAGAAGUCCGUCGAGUUCCUCCACAAGACACCGAAUCCCGCUUUGGACUCCGAUAACUAUAGUCCUAAUGAACGUAAGGACACCAUGAAGCUCAUGGCAAAGGAGUGUGCGAAUCUACUCUCAGAAAUCGGGAGAUUGGACAACAGGCGAUUGAUGCUGAGCAGUAGGUUGAAGAACGUGACGGAUCUGGCGUUUGCGCUUGUCAAUAUAGAGGACAGUAAGCAAAUGAAGGCCCUGACGGAAGCCACC
Molecule: messenger RNA, 805 nt
Organism: Suillus subalutaceus
Lineage: Eukaryota; Fungi; Basidiomycota; Agaricomycetes; Boletales; Suillaceae
Exons: 5
Source: RefSeq, a predicted model, not a curated record